Molecule: messenger RNA, 972 nt
Organism: Phyllopteryx taeniolatus (common seadragon)
Lineage: Eukaryota; Metazoa; Chordata; Actinopteri; Syngnathiformes; Syngnathidae
Gene: iqcc
Product: IQ motif containing C
Exons: 5
Coding region: 200-829 (209 amino acids)
Molecular function (GO): protein binding
Source: RefSeq, a predicted model, not a curated record
AGCAAGUGUCGUUGUAUCUUUUAGACAUUGUCUCUGCUCAUAAGGUUUAUAAAAAUAAUUCUAACCAAAGAUAAAACAAACCUAACCCCCAAAGGGCGUAAAUAUAAGGUUACAAUUUAAAUAACACUUUUAAUGUUCAAACCUGACACCGGAAGUAAACGCAAAGCUCCCGCUUCUCUCUGGCAAUGUAACCAUAGUGAUGGACACGCGUGACUGGGACAAGACGCUCUCCCUUUUGCAGGCGUGGGCACGCGGACGUCUGGUGAGGGCGGAGCUGCGCCGUGCACAAGUGGACUUUGAGGAGGUCGUGAAAGAGAUUGAUGGCACUUUGGCCCACUUGAGGUGGAGGGACGCCAUCAUCCCCACCCCCCACUUCACAGACACGGAUGGUCCCCUACCCAGGAAAGAUCCAGGACCAGAUGUCGGCGCCUGCUCACAAAACCCAGCAUUGGGAGAUGCAGCUCCAUUGUCUGAAGGCAGAGGAGGAAGUGACCGUCUGCAUACAAUAGAAGCGCAAAAAGACGGCUCCGGAGUUAAACAACAAACAAGGGGGUGUUUACAAAGCAGCAGCGUUCUCGAAGCAGGUCAGAACCUGAGCUCUGAUGAGGUUUUUGGGAGCACUAUGGAUUCCACCUCCAUCUGGACCAGCAUGGACAGUCUUCCCCAUAAAGGUCCACUACGGUACUGCUCAGCCCAAGAGGUGCCCCCUGAUCCUGAGGCCCUGCGUUGCCAUAGAGACGCUCUGACCAUGGAGCUGCUGUGGCUGCAGCAGGCCAUUGACAGCAGGAAAAAGUACUUGUCUCUGAAGAACAAACUGAGCUUGGGUUGAAGUGGACCUUGGAGUGCAUAUCAAUGCACCAUCAAUGAAUUGCUUACACAUUUUUUUAUACAGGCAAAAUGGCUUAACUGUAUAUUUUGUAUUAUAUUGUAUUUGUUAAUAUAAAACAUGAAUAAAUAUAUAUAUAUAUUUUC